Cyanistes caeruleus (blue tit) is the source of this 1064-nucleotide messenger RNA. It is a transcript of the gene BEAN1, whose product is annotated as brain expressed associated with NEDD4 1. The record is from RefSeq and is a predicted model, not a curated record. NCBI's taxonomy places the organism in Eukaryota, Metazoa, Chordata, Aves, Passeriformes, Paridae.
CCGAUGCAUUCAAGCUUCACUCACACAAAUCAGGGAAGUUAUUUGGUUUUACAGUGGUAGGUGCCUGUUUCAGAGACUGGUGAAUGACUUAACAACAAUAAUUAGCAUAUUUAUAUAACACAUUGUUUAUACGUGGGGUUUGGAUUCUGAGAGACACUAAUAUCAUUUCCUGAACAGGAGGGAUUCCUGGAAGUAUGAAGCAAUGGUUCGUUUGGCAUUUCCCCUCCAUUCGAGCUACUUCUGUGGGUGUACUCGGGGUCUCAGAUGUGCAAUCCUGCCCAGAGAGAGCAGUUAUUUUCUUCCAUCUUCCUCUCAUCUCUGGAAGCUCCAUCAGUUUUGGGAUAGGCAGCAAUUAUUCCAAUCUCCCAUUUGCCUCGAACCAGAGCGGCCCGUCCAGCGCCUUCCCCAGCCCCGCGGAGCACGGCGGUGACAGCAGCCUGCUGGUGUCCCCACUGCUGGUGGCAGGGGUGGUCAUCGGGCUGGUGCUGUCCCUGUCCUGUGCCACCAUCGUGGUGGGCAGCCUGCGCAAGGACAGCCGGCUCGGCCAGCCGCACCUGCCCAGGGAGGCUGCGGACGCUCCAGAUGGUUUCUCUCACGGCGGCUCCUCUGCAGAGCUGAGAUCCACCUGCAGCGAGGAGUUCCCCCCUGCCUGUGAUUUUGACUCCUAUCUGGAUAUACUUUCUCAGGUGCACAUCAUGUAUCCUGAUCCACCUCCAUGCUACGACGAAUGUGUGGGGCCAGGAGCGACACAAAUAUAUAUUCCCACAGAUGAUCCCCCCCCAUAUUCCCUUACGGACCCUUGCCAAAGAAAUGAAAUACCUAUAAAUAUCUGUAACAGCCAGGAAGAGGAAGCAGCAGCUGGGACUGCAGGACAGGCUGCACAUUCUGCAGUGAGGCUGCAGGACUUGCAGCAGCCCAUCUCGGUGAUCUCCCAGUGCGGAGGCUGCUCCCCCAUCCGGGACAGUGGGGUGUGAGCACACCUGCUCCAACAGAAACAUGGAACAUUCUCCCACUGGCCAUCAGACCCCAAACCUUGUCAAUGAAAGUGGCUCCUUCCUUCAAAA